GGAGAUAAACAAUUUCAAUCGGAAAUUGAUGGUGACAUUUUGAAAUACUGGAAUCUAUGUGGAUCUGCUUUCAAACACAAUCAAUAUGCACCUUUCAUAUUAUUUAUCAAUAGAGCUAUAACAGAUUUAGAUUGGGUCGAUUUAAAAAUCGAAUGUGUUCAAGAUCAAACAAAUUUUGAACUGGCUCUGGAAAAAAUCAGUUCAUUGAAAGAUAAGGAAAGCAUACCACAAGUCGUUAAAAUUAUUUCAAUGACAGUAAAUUCUUCUUUUAUAAAAAAGAAUGAUCUGAUCUUGUCUGGAAUCAUUGAUUUACAACAUCUUCAGCCAGAGAUUAUUUAUUCACUAAAAAAGUUCAAUU
Messenger RNA from Entrophospora candida, 358 nucleotides. Lineage: Eukaryota; Fungi; Glomeromycota; Glomeromycetes; Entrophosporales; Entrophosporaceae. The record is from the annotation of a GenBank genome assembly.